Lolium perenne is the source of this 3351-nucleotide messenger RNA. RefSeq names its product pentatricopeptide repeat-containing protein At1g74600, chloroplastic. Gene Ontology annotation, molecular function: RNA binding; protein binding. Lineage: Eukaryota; Viridiplantae; Streptophyta; Magnoliopsida; Poales; Poaceae. The record is from RefSeq and is a predicted model, not a curated record. Gene Ontology annotation, biological process: RNA modification.
CCCUUCUGUGCCAAAUUCAAGCGCGAGUUCACCGCUUCUCAGAAAAGAGAGUGUGAGUUCACCGGCGGCGAUGGCGCGCGCUUAGAUCGAUCCCACCACGUCCCUUCUUCCAUCUCGCCGUCUCCAUGCCUCCACGCCUCCCCUCGCCGGCAUUACUCGCCUCCGCCCACCGCCGCGCGCUCUCCGCUCUCCCAGCCACCGCCGCCGCGCGACCCGGUGCCCCCCACCUGCUCGACGGAGUGCCGCGCCCGGACCGCCUCGCGCGACUCCCGCCCGAGCUCGCUUGCUUCGUCCGCUCGCGCGCCGCGGGGCACACGCCCAGCCAGUUCGCCUACGGUAACACGCUCAAGGCCUGCGCCCCCUCCGCCGGAGCGCCGGGCAAUGUCGCGUUCGCGGAGCAGGUCUACUGCGCGGCCUGGAAGGACGGGCUCGCGGGCGACGCGUACGUCUGCAGCGGCAUGGUCGACCUGCUCGCCAAGAGCGGCCGCCUCGGGGACGCGCUCAGGGCGUUCGCGGACGGCGACCCCGGGAGCGCCGUCUGCUGGAACGCGGUCAUCUCUGGCGCGUCGCGGAACAGCGAGCACGGGCUCGCCAUCGAGAUGUUCACCGACAUGGCGCGGGGCUCCUGCGAGCCCAACCCCUUCACCUACUCCGGGGUUCUCAGCGCCUGCGCAGCCGCCGCGGAGCUCUGCGUCGGGAGGGCGGUUCACGGGCUGGUGCUUCGGCGUGACCCCGGGUAUGAUCUGUUUAUCGGGACGUCGAUCGUCAACAUGUACGCCAAGUCCGGCGAUAUGGUCGCUGCCAUGAGGGAGUUCUGGAGGAUGCCGGCCCGGAAUGUGGUUUCCUGGACCACCGCCAUCGCCGGUUUCGUGCAGGAGGAGGAUCCAGCGAGUGCGGUUAGGCUGCUCAGGGAAAUGGUCCGGAGCGGCGUGUCGAUGAACAAGUUCACAGCUACUAGCGUCUUGCUCGCGUGUUCCCAGAUGUAUAUGGAAGUGGCUAGCCAGAUGCAUGGCAUGAUCAUAAAGACAGAGCUCUACUUGGAUCACGUUGUCAAGGAGGCUUUGAUCUGCACGUACGCUGCUAUCGGGGCUAUCGAGUUGUCCGAGAAGGUGUUUGAAGAAGUUGGCAGAGUAAGCAAGACAAGUAUCUGGUCGACUUUGAUAAUUGAGAUUAGUAGCCAUAGCUUAUCGAGAUCAAUUGAGCUGUUGAUGAGGAUGUUCCGGCAGGGUCUAACACCAAAUGACAAAUGCUACGCUUCUGUUUUCACUUCUGUGGACUCGAUUGACCUUGGCAGACAACUGCAUUCGUCGGUUAUAAAAGAUGGGUUUGUUCAUGGUGUUGUUGUUGGCACUGCACUGUCCACCAUGUACUCCAGAGGGGAUGAAGUGGAAGAUAGCUACAAGGUCUUUCAGGAGAUGCAGGAACAUGAUGAAGUCUCAUGGACAUCAAUGGUUGCUGGUUUUGCAUCCCAUGGCCGUUCAGCUGAGGCAUUCCGAUUAUUCAGGAAUAUGAUUCUUGAUAAUUUUAAGCCUGGCCAUAUUACGCUGUCUGCCAUUCUUUCAGCUUGUAAUGGACCAGAAUGCUUGCUCAAAGGGAAGGAAGUUCAUGGACACAUCCUUCGUGCCUAUGGGGAAACCACAUCCAUCGGCCAUUCUUUGGUUUCCAUGUAUUCCAAAUGUCGCCAAGUACAAAUAGCUAGAAGAAUAUUUGAUGCAACUGCAUGCAAAGAUCAGGUCAUGCUGUCUUCAAUGAUAUCUGGAUACUCUACCAAUGGUUGCAAUGAUGAGGCAAUCUCACUUUUUCAGCUUAUGGUGGCAGCUGGUUUUCUAAUAGAUAGCUUCAUAUGCUCAUCUAUCAUUAGCCUAUGUGCUAACAUAGCAAGACCACUCUAUGGAAAACUGUUACAUGGUUAUGCAACUAAAGUAGGAAUACAGUCUGAUCUAUCAGUAAGUAGUUCACUCGUGAAGUUGUACUCCAAAAAUGGCAACCUGCGUGAUUCUCGUAAAGUUUUUGAUGAAAUGAAUUCCCCAGAUUUAGUUACUUGGACAGCUAUAAUUGAUGGAUAUGCUCAGCAUGGAAGUGGUCAGGAUUCUUUAAGGAUGUUUGAUUUGAUGAUUAAGCAUGGAGUAAAACCAGAUAAUGUUGUACUAGUAAGUAUUUUAUCUGCUUGCAGCCGCAAUGGUUUAGUUGAAGAAGGAUUUAACUAUUUUAACUCUAUGAGAAGCAUCUAUGGGGUACAGCCAGUGUUACACCACUACUGUUGUAUGGUUGAUUUGCUUGGUCGUUCUGGGAGGCUUGCAGAGGCAAAAAGUUUUAUUGAGAGCAUGCCUAUGAAGCCUGACUUGAUGGUAUGGAGCACACUGCUUGCUGCUUGCAGAGUUCAUGAUGACGCUGUACUUGGAAGGUUCGUGGAAAAUAAGUUACGUGAAGAUAAUUACGAUUCAGGCUCUUUUACAACUCUGUCAAACAUUCUAGCAAAUUCUGGAGACUGGGAGGAAGCAGCGAGAGUAAGAAAAUCAAUGAAUGGCACCAAGAAAGAGCCUGGAUGGAGUAUGGUGUAAGAAUUGAAAUGACUGAAGAGUUAUAUAAAUAAAACAAAAUGGAGCACAGUACAUUGAUGGACUUGAAAUGAUGACAUCAUCUUCGGCAAGUUGGAAAAGAGGACCAGCUGGUUGCAUUGCAGGAAUUUGUCAGGCCAAAGAAAAAUAGAAUGGGCGGCUUGAUGGACCUAAGUUUAACAACGGGGAAGAAGGAAUGGAAGAUCAGGCGACAUGUGUAAUUUGAGGACAUGAGGUAAAAAACUAGCUAUAACACUACUGUUUAAGAUGGAUUAUUUUUUCUGUUAGAUGAACCUUCCGAAAAGCUUUCUAGUCUUCUAUUGUAUUCCUCAUAUUCCGGUGCAUAAACAAUAGUCAGGAAGGGGAGGUUAAUAUAUGCCUUGUGAACGACAUUGCAGCUGCUUAAACACGACUAGAUGAGGUCUGCAACUCUGAACGCAUCCUUGCAAUCAAUAGUAUAUUCAUUCUCCUUUGGAAUCUCUUUGACUUAUUGAAUCUGGGAUAAGUACCUCAAUGAAGACAAUCUUAGCAACACCUGGGCAUUAUCAGUCCCUUUCGAUACACCUAGAAUUAUCAUCUAGGACAUCCCAAAUAACCGUCCAGUAUUACUCUUGAACAGCAAUAGCAUCAAUGGUACAUAUAUUUUGUAGCUUAUCGAAAUCAUUUACAAUUAGACACAUUCCUCCUUUCUCUGGUUAGAAAAUUCCAAACUCCUAUAUAUAAAAGGAUGUAUUUUUUUACUGUGCAUCAUUGUCAGCACAUGCAUGGUUCUGGAUUGCAUUAAAGAUUUUCU